Molecule: messenger RNA, 4114 nt
Organism: Parasteatoda tepidariorum (common house spider)
Lineage: Eukaryota; Metazoa; Arthropoda; Arachnida; Araneae; Theridiidae
Product: monocarboxylate transporter 12
Biological process (GO): transmembrane transport
Molecular function (GO): monocarboxylic acid transmembrane transporter activity
Source: RefSeq, a predicted model, not a curated record
UUGUGCUAAAUCAAGUGUAUACUUGACGACUACAAACAUAUGACACGCAAAAAGUUUACUCGGAAUUAGUUCUUCAAAUGCAUUCAGCUGUUAUAUAUUUCUUUUAUUAAAUCUUAGUUGCCAGUUCGCACAGAAAUCUUAUUUAAACAUCAUUUAGUUUAUAUUUAUGAUUGGGUUUUGCUACAGAGUUAUCUCUUAUACGCAAAUGGAAAAAACGGGUUAUAAUAGUUGGACCAGUUGGUUAACUGUAAUAGCUUGUUCAAUUGUAGUUUUUUUUGUCGGAGUACCGAUGCGUUUAUCUGGAUUAUUCUUUGUGAUUCUUUUAGAUGGUUAUGACACCGAUAGGCAAAAAGCAUCUAUGCCUAUAGUAAUAUUUGGUGUAUUACGAACGUUAACAGGUCCUUUCACUGCAUUUUUAGGUGAAACAUUUGGGAUUAAAGUUGUUAUAUUAGCUGGAAGUAUUUUUACAGCAGUAGGAAUAGGAAGUUGCUUUUUUGCUGAGGACAUUAAUACUGCCACUAUUUGCAUUGGUUUUAUUUAUGGUUUUGGAUUAGCUUUUGGUUGCACGCUUGUACCUUCCAUUUUAAAGCUGCAUUUCACAGAGCACAUAAAUCUCGUCAAUGGUAUAUGGUUAACUGGAUCAUGCAUGGGUGCAGUUGUCAUGUCACCAGUAAUAACAUCGCUUCAAAGCGCAUACGGCACGAACGGGAUGUUCUUACUUAUAGGAGGAAUAUUUCUAAAUUGUAUUCCUGCUGCCAUUCUCUUAGAAGAUCCACAUAAUGAUAGACGGAAAUGUAAAAUAGAAGAGAAUUAUCUUGCAGAUAACUCGCAAAUAACUACAUAUCACCAAAAUCCUACAUUUGUCUCAGAUGAAAAAAAUCUUGCCGCAGAAACAGUUAUCCAAUCACCGGUCGAUUCCUUCCAAAGCAAGAAAAACUAUGGAACAUCAAAAAAAGCAGAAGAUAUAAUCCAUGGUAGCUGCGCCAAGGAAUCAGUUGUAUUAGUAGAGAAAAACAAUAAAAAUUAUAAUUAUGUUUUCAUGGAGCUUAAUGGAAUAGAUUCGACUUAUGAUUGUCCACAUAAAAUCUUAUCCAAUCAAGCGGAUUUUCCAGUUUCGCAAAACAUCAAACUCACGAAAUAUACUAAAAGACAACUGUCCUUUAAAGAGUUUGAAAAUAGUUUGUCGUCAGACGGGAACGACAUGAAGAAAGUAAUUCAACCAGACGAAACAAAGAUAGCUAUAAAAAGCAAAAACAAAUUUUCUUGGAACUCGUUUCGAUUAUUUAUUGAUCCUACGUUCCAUUUUAUAAUGAUUGUACAAAGUAUUCACGCCUUUGUCACCACCUUAAACUGGACUAUUAUUGUUGAUUAUGGUAGAGACAAAGGCAUUUCAAUUGAAAAGUCUGUGUAUUUUUCCAUGGUUAUCCCGUUUGCUGAAAUGUUUGGAAACAUGUGCUUGAAUUGGAUCACAGACGGUCAUUUCAUGACAAGAACGAAUUUUAUUUUAACUUGUUUUCUAAUAUUGGUAUUAGAUGCCGGUUAUAUCAUUUGGACCUAUGACUUCCUAUUGAUGAUGAUUGGAGUUCUAGUUUUCGGCUUUAUAACUGGUGCUGUUGCCACAACAUUUCCAGGAAUAAUUAUGGAACAAAUUGAAGAAGAGCAACAAAAUAUGGCUCUGGCCUCUCGAUUCAGCCUGUAUGCAUUUCUUUGUGUUUUAAAAACUCCAAUAAUAGGAUUUUGCCGAGAAACUUUGGGAUCUUAUGGCUGGGUAUAUUGCAUCAUAAUGGCUAGUAGUUUCACUUGCUGCAUAGUUGUGAAACUCACACCUGUUCUAGCAUUAUGUAGAAAUAAUGCUAAGCAGUUAAAUGAAAAUGCGUAGACCAGGUUUUUCUGAGAUGGCCUGAUCACUGCAUUAUUGUGAGUACUAAGUUGUGCUACUAACUUUGACUAAGCACUAAGGAGUAGUGUAACCAAUGAUACAAAGGCGUAAUAUUCUUUGAGAUGGUAAAAAUAUUUACUGAUAACCAUCACCAUUUAGCGUCUACAUUUCUAUUGUCUCUCUUUAUAGUACCACAAUAAUUGUCAUUCUUGUUAAUUUUUUAAUGAAUUUAAAUUAUUUAUAUUUGACAUUGUACUUGUAUGUUGCAUAUUCUUUACAAGUGGCUAGGAAAGGGUUUUAGACUUAUUUUACAAUAUUUUAUAACGUUUAUUCUGACUUUGACUUUAAACUAUAUGAUCCUGUAUAAACAAAAGGUGCUUGAUUCAUUAAUCAGAACCAAAAUGGUCCAUCUCAUUCUUUUUUUAAAAGAAAGAACAAAUUCACCCUAAGAUAAUUCUAGGAUAUCUUGCUUCCAAAUGCUUCAAGAGCUUCGAAACUUCCGGAAAGUAAGCAAGGCUUUAAUCACAAAAAAUUGUCGCCAAGAUCACCUAAAUGGUCAUAAAUUUGAUGACGACCACACUGUCAAUGAUAGUUCCUUUUUUUCGAGUUAUUGAAUGCUGUUAAAAUUCGCAAAGUCAUUAAGCUAAAAAGUGAGUUCUUGAAGAAAAUAAUUUUGUGGUAAAAAAAAAUACAGAUUCGUUAUGUUAAAUCAAAACUAGACAAGAAACUCAUAUUUCUUUUAAAGAACAUUUUUCAUGUUGUAUAAUGUUAUUGUUCACUCAGUUAUUGUAAUGAAGAAAGCUGUAUACACUAUUAAAUACGGUUUUAUGUCAAACUAAUUUGCCGCAACCUUCAUGACGUAUCUGACAUCUGAGUGAAACAAUCCUUUAUACACUUAUCUAUAAUAUAGUAUAGUUUAAUCUGAACUAAGUAACUUACCUUUAAUAGUAUAGUUUAAUCUGAAGUAUAUGGUUCAACCUGUUUGCCUUAUUGAAACUGCAUCAAAUUUGACAGAUAUUUUUCACCAUUGUUGUUUCCAAUCACAGCUGUGAUAGCGGAGCUAUACCAGAUCCAUGAGGCCGUGAGUCUUCAAAAAAUCGAGGAAAAGGAGAGGUCUCUCAAGAACCUCUUCCAUGGUGAAAUCCAGGCAAUCAAGUAGAUGGCGAGGACAAGCCUUGCUGGAGUUGCACUUUUUACAAGUUGGAAAAAGUUUAUUUUGUCCACUGAAAACGAGGCUCUUAGUAUGCCCCCUGACAAAUCUACAGGUAGCGGUUUGGUCGGCACGUGUACCCUGAAGGUCAAGGGCUCCUCCAGGACGCUUGCGGGGAUUCCAAUUGUGAUCCGGUAUCCAUGAAUUUGUUCAACAUUGAACCUAUUUAUUGAACCUUUUUUAAUAUAUUAAUAAAAUUGUGAACUCGGGGGCUAAAUAUAAAUGUUUUUUAACCUAUACUGCUUAACUACAAAAUAUUUCUUGAAGCUGGUAUGAACAAGUAGUAAUGAUAUAUACUUAUAGUACUGGUAUAUAUUAUAUUCCAGGAAUAUACACAUUAAAGGCCUCAAAUCAAUAUUUAAGCAAUGAACAAAAAAAUUAUUUUAUAUCUAACUAGAUAAGACGACGUUAAAAACAAGUUGGUUAUACUAUAUAGAGUUGCCUUGAGGUGUUUUCGAUAAUUGCGUUUCAACUUGUUUCAACAUCUUCUUUAAAUAGAUUGUGAUGUUUUCAGUUCUGUUUGCCCCAGUAGUGAAUUGGAGAGAAUAUGCACAAUAUACAAUGGAUACCCUCACACGUAGAUAUAUCAGGCAAUAAAAUGGUAGAUAGUCUUGCCAAGGCAGGUGCAGCUGAGGCCACUGCGCCUCCAGUGUCUCUUACAUCCUCAGAGCUCUUCUCCAUUGCUAAAACCUAAAAUCAAUCAGACAAAGACCGUCAGUUUCAAACCGCCAUCACACGUCUCCGCUGUGGACACCUGAAAUCACUGAGGUACUCUGGGGGAGAAAAGUGCUUUGCCCUCUGUACCAAGUGCUCUUCGGCCCAGGCAUCCCCUGAACAUCUACUGGACUGCCUCGGUCUUUUAAAACAAGACCUAAUUGAAAGACCCUUACUUUUUUUUGACUUUUUGAAGGUGAAAAAUCUCAUGGACCUUGUCUAGCUAGGCUAGAAAUGGGGAUUUGAAAGAAGAAGAAGAAGACAGUAGUGAAUUGUUAGAUUCCAAAAAUAAAACUUCUGUUUUAAAUAUU